This is a messenger RNA of Ylistrum balloti, 1492 nucleotides long. RefSeq names its product dipeptidase 1-like. The coding region runs from base 1 to 1398 and encodes 465 amino acids. The transcript has 10 exons. Gene Ontology annotation, molecular function: metallodipeptidase activity. NCBI's taxonomy places the organism in Eukaryota, Metazoa, Mollusca, Bivalvia, Pectinida, Pectinidae. The record is from RefSeq and is a predicted model, not a curated record. Gene Ontology annotation, biological process: proteolysis.
AUGGCUGAGAUGCGCACCAGUGGUAAUACAAAUGAGUCGCACUCUGAAUUGGUCUCACAACUUUCGUUCAAACAGAAGUCCGGCCUGGGCCGCUGGUCAGCGUUUUUGGCAGUAGUAGCCAUAGUAGUCAUCGUCGCUUUGGCCAUCGCACUAGGAAUUGUCGCUGGGACAGAUCACAAGGAAAAUGACAGCUCAUCGUCCUCCGCGUCGUCAGAAAUGUCCUGUCAGCUGAGCACACCCGACUGUUUCUCUCACGAGGGUUCGGCAGACAGGAACCUGGACGUAGCUAAAUGUGUGCUGGAAAGCUACCCCCUUAUUGACGGCCACAAUGACCUGGCCUACCAGUACUACAGUAAUGUGGAUAACAAAGUUUACAGUGUCAACAUGCGGGAAGAUCUACGACAGGUCUGGCCAAACGCAUCCGUUCAUACCGAUAUACCCAGGAUAAAGGAAGGGCGACUAGGGGCUCAGUUCUGGGCCUGUUACGUGUCCUGUGAUACCCAGUAUAAGGACGCUGUUCGCCGAUCUCUCGAUCAGUUGGACACCAUUAAAAAGUUUACAAGUAAAUACCCGGAUGUGUUUGAAUUUGUUACCUCUGCCCAAGGUAUUCUGGACGCGUUUGCUCGGGGAAAAUUCUCAAGUCUCGUGGGUUUGGAGGGAGGCCAUUCAAUCGACAGCAGUCUGGCUAAUCUGCGCAUGUUCUACGACCUCGGGGUCAGAUACAUGACCAUCACACACAGUUGCAACACACCGUGGGCAGAUAACUGGACAGUUGACCGCGAUGGCAAUCCAGAACAUAACGGUCUGACCGAUUUCGGAAAGAAAGUUAUUCUGGAGAUGAAUCGUCUUGGAAUGUUGGUGGAUUUGUCGCACGUGUCCAAGAAAACAAUGCAAGAUGCCCUUAAUGUCACUACAGCGCCUGUCAUCUACAGUCACAGUUCAGCAUUCGCUUUGUGUAACCAUUACCGCAACGUACAGGACGAUGUACUCCGAAUGACAAGAGAUAAUGGGGGAGUCGUGAUGGUGAAUUUCUUCGAUCUGUACAUCAACUGUUACCCGUCAAAUCAAACGAAACCAACACUCAGUCAAGUCGCAGAUCACAUCGAGUAUAUUCAGAGACUGAUAGGUGUGGACUAUGUAGCUAUUGGGGCGGACUUUGAUGGAGUUCCCACACUUCCGGUCGGACUGGAGGAUGUUUCCACAUAUCCCGCUCUGUUUGCCGAACUGGUCAGAAGAGGCUGGACACAAGAGGAAUUGACAAAGCUGGCCGGGAAGAAUCUUAUCAGGGUUCUUACUCAAGCUGAAAAGGUACGUGACCGCCAGGCCUACAUGAGUCCAUAUGAAGACGUCUUGCCUGUUGCUGUGCUUUAUCCAAACCAGACAGCCUGCUGGGCUUAAUUUCUGGAUAGCCCAGAUGGCCCACUGUGCAGCAUUCCUUGACAAUACUGAUGGGAUGCUGGGAAUUAUUCCUGUGGAACAAACUUAAGACAAU